Molecule: messenger RNA, 1722 nt
Organism: Oreochromis niloticus (Nile tilapia)
Lineage: Eukaryota; Metazoa; Chordata; Actinopteri; Cichliformes; Cichlidae
Gene: batf
Product: basic leucine zipper transcription factor, ATF-like
Exons: 3
Coding region: 227-598 (123 amino acids)
Biological process (GO): regulation of transcription by RNA polymerase II
Cellular component (GO): nucleus
Molecular function (GO): RNA polymerase II cis-regulatory region sequence-specific DNA binding; DNA-binding transcription factor activity, RNA polymerase II-specific
Source: RefSeq, a predicted model, not a curated record
GGAGGGACAGAGAAGCAAAGAAAAGAGGGAAGAAAGAGACUCAGUGCUCGUGGUAAGCCAAGUUCUUCUUAGCGCUCGUACAGCUACAAAGGCUCUCACUCUCUCUUUCUGCCUCUCUCUCUUCCACACACACAUAGACAGACACACACUUCACCAGAUCACACACACUCAAAAACACAAAGCAGAAGUGGACAAAGACACAAAGUUUCAGUCGCUACAGUCGGCUAUGGCGCAGGGCUCUGACAGCAAUGACACAAGUUACAAGUCCCCAUCACCUGGAAGCAGACAGAGCUCAGACGACCCAAAGAAGGUGAUGCGCCGCGAGAAGAAUCGAAUCGCUGCCCAGAAGAGCAGGUUGAGGCAAACUCAAAAAGCUGACAGCCUUCACUUGGAGAGUGAGAACCUGGAGAAGGAGAAUGCCGCCCUGAGGAAGGAGGUGAAGCAGCUGACAGAGGAGGCCAAGUAUCUGUCGUCUGUGCUGAGCAGCCACGAACCUCUGUGCACCGGCCUGGCUCCUCAGACCCCGGACCUCCUGUAUCCUCCUCAUCACAGCAGUUACAGCACCAGCCAAAAGUUUGGGGUGUAUCCAAACUUUUGACUGGCACUGCACCGCCGCCAGCAAAUCGCUGUACCACACUACCAGCGCUAACCCCCUCCCCCCCCCAACUGACUACUGAAGAUGUACUGCGAAACAGACGACUGACCUCAAUGGAGAGAGACUGACUGGAGAUAUUUCAAUCAGUGUUAAAAACCUGAUCACAGAGUAACAUGACAGACCAACGUGUCUGCCACACAUGGCAGCCAAACUGUAAUUAUUUAUUUCGCUUCUGCUCGUCUCUCUGCUUUUCUGAUUUAUUAUCAGUGAUCUGUCUGUGAACUUAAAUGGCUCAUUGAAUAGAAUUACCAGCCAGUCCAUGUUUACACAGAGUGAAGAACCAACCGAGUAUAUAAAUAUUGAGGUGACUCAGGCGAUAUUUUUGUAAAUUGCAUACUUUUAGUGUGAAGGAGAGCCACCUUUAUCAUCUCACACACCUUGUUUUGUUUUUGUUUUUUUGUUGUUGUUUUUUUUGUUUCUGUUUUGUGUGUGUGUAUGUUUCUUGUGUUGUUCACUGUUUUAGUGUGUUACUGUUGAUUGCUAAUUCUCAGGACCUUUUGACAGAUUUGAUUGUGGACAAAGAGAAUGUAAAGUCAAGAUCCUAAGAAAAGAGAGGUUUUUCAGACUGUGUACCAAAACAAAAAGCAAUUGUUGACGAUGAAGAAUUGGAACCUGGCGUUCAAAAGGUCUUGACUUCUGUUGAUAAAGCUGAUAUGUGAGAAGAGCCAGCUGAUAUAUUUAUUAAAUGUAAUGCCUUUUAGGAUGAUCACUGUGACCUCUUUUUCUUUAAGACAGCAGAGUGUGUGACACCUCCAGGGGUGCUGUGGUGUCACAUUAGCUUGUGACAGCAUCCUGGAGGUCCCUAGAUGGCACUGUUUACCAGCAUGAGAUGCACGAUUAAAGUAGCUUAUAUUAAGGAGAACAUAGUAUUUUGAAGACUUCCCUGUAUAACUUUACUUUUUAAAAACUUUGAGUGUGUGUGUGUGUGUGUGUGUGUCCUGGAGCACAGCUGAGCCUCUCGUGUCACCUCUCAGCCAGUUAUUUCAUAACUGCCGGCCCAAAAUAAAUGAUGUUAUCUGCAAUGCUUUUAGAGUAGGAAACAACUGCAAUAAAAGUGAUGAUUACCA